Molecule: messenger RNA, 926 nt
Organism: Drosophila ficusphila
Lineage: Eukaryota; Metazoa; Arthropoda; Insecta; Diptera; Drosophilidae
Exons: 3
Coding region: 471-605 (44 amino acids)
Source: RefSeq, a predicted model, not a curated record
AGCGCGCUUCAAUGACGACAACUGCACGGCGCGCAUUCCACAUUAAUUCUAUAUUAAUUCUAAAAAUCUAAAAAAAAAAAAAAAAAAAAUUAAAAUUAAUAUCCAACGCGCGGUGCACGAUUUCCUGACAACAAUUUAGUUUCGCUUUUCAUUGCAUUUUCUUUUGUGUUUUCCACACACGUGUUUUUCUGUUACUUGCACUUCGGUAGUGGUUAUUUUUUUUGGGUUACAUUGAAAAAAGUACAUCGACUGCCAACCGAAUUCCCAUUCGAACCAUAAUUUGACCAAUUGACGGAAAAUUAAUUGCGAACAAAAUUAAUUAGCAAGCGAAUAAAUAAAUUUUUUUACGUGAAACGAGCGUGUUUUUUGUCAAAACGAUUUUACAAUUGAUUGUGUUUAAGUAAAUUAAUCUACGAUAUCUAUGUGUUUGUGCUACGAUCCGAAAAUCCUAUAUUGCGAUCACACUUUAAAUGCCUUUCGUCGAGAGAUUUCAACAAAUACGUAAUUUUGUUAUGAACGUCUGCCUCGUCGAGGCCAUCCAAUUCGUCCAGGACCUCACGCAUGCCAUCUGCCUGGACCUCCAGGGCCUGUUCAAUUUCAAGUAGAGAUCCCCGAGCGAUCUAUCAGCGCUCAUCUCAUCUCAUCCAUCACCAAAGUACACCGCAUUCAUUAACCAACCGCAAGCAACUGACCAAAACGCACGGACAUCCAGAUCCCCAAUCUGAGACGGACAUUUUGCUUGGUUUUUAAAACUAAACGACUCUUUGGUACCCGAACUUGCUGACCUCUGACAUAUCGCUUGAUCCUCUACCGACCCACUGAUCCAUCCAUCCAUUCCCAACGAUGCUGUCCUGUGCCUCCUUCAAUAAACUGAUGUAUCCAACGGCCGCAGAUGUGGCCAAAUCCCCGAUGGUGGGCUUGGAGGU